Messenger RNA from Eubalaena glacialis (North Atlantic right whale), 1550 nucleotides. It is a transcript of the gene PXMP4, whose product is annotated as peroxisomal membrane protein 4. Bases 85 to 723 code for a protein of 212 amino acids. Gene Ontology annotation, cellular component: peroxisomal membrane. The record is from RefSeq and is a predicted model, not a curated record. NCBI's taxonomy places the organism in Eukaryota, Metazoa, Chordata, Mammalia, Artiodactyla, Balaenidae. The transcript is spliced from 4 exons.
CGCUGAGGGUUGUGCAGGAGGAACCCGGAGCAGUCAGGGCGGCAGUCCUGCUCGGUGCCCGCCACCCCGCGCACCGCCCGCACUAUGGCCGCCCCGCCGCAGCUGCGGACUCUGCUCCUUGCGAUCAACGCACUGUUGCGCAAGCGCCGCUACCACGCAGCGUUGUCCAUGCUUAAGGGCUUCCGGAACGGGGCUGUCUAUGGAGCCAAAAUCCGGGCCCCUCACGCACUGGUCAUGACCUUUCUCUUCCGGAGUGGCAGCCUCCGGGAGAAGCUGUGGGCUAUCCUGCAGGCCACGUACACCCACUCCCGGAACCUGGCCAGCUUUGUGUUCACUUACAAGGGACUCUGCGCCCUGCAGUCCCACCUCCAGGGCGAGACCUACCAGGUGCACUCAUUCGUGGCUGCCUUCCUUGGGGGCGUCCUGGUGUUUGGAAACAACAAUAACAUCAACAGCCAGAUCAACAUGUACCUGAUGUCACGCCUCCUGUUUGCCCUGUGCCGCCUGGGCGUGGGGAAGGGCUACAUCCCUGAGCCCAGGUGGGACCCGUUCCCGUUGUUCACCGGGCUACUGUGGGGGCUGGUGCUGUGGCUCUUCGAGUACCACCGGCCCACGCUGCAGCCCUCUCUGCAGUCCUCCAUGACCUACCUGUACGAGGACAGCAACGUGUGGCACGACCUCUCGGACUUCCUCAUCUACAGCAAGAGGCGCCCGUCCGAGUAACUUGGCCCCAAGGUGCUCAUGGAGGCUCCCGCACCCAAGUCACCUCCGGCGGGCUCAGCUCGAGAUUGGCUCCAUCAGCGAAUCAUCCCAGGGGAUCCGGCCUUUUCAAGACCCGGGGUCUCAGACUCUUUUAUUAGCCUGGGGUUCCAUUUGCCGAAGUGAAAGCACUGAUUUUCAGACCCCAUUAGGUACUCUUGAAUGGUGGAACGAGCCGCCAGUUCAGGCUGAGGAGCCUUGGGUGUGGUGACAGCUGUGCUGCUGACUCUGUGAGACCAGGGAAAGUCACACCCCACCCUGGGCCUCAGGGGUCAUCGCACUCAGAGGAGGGCACUGAAGUCUCUUUCUGGUGGGUAUGUUUUCCGACCGUUCUUCUGGAACAGAGGGCUCCUGGCUGGUGGGCAGUGGGUUGCAAAUGCGUUUUUAGAAAAUAUUCAGUUCCUCGUCUUAGGUGUUCUACUGGAGAAGCUCUAGCGUUUCCACUGUCCAAUAGAAACACGAUGUGAGUCAUAUACGUGAUUGAAAUUUUUUUAGUAGCCACAUUUUUUAAAAAGUGGAGGGAAUUCUCUGGCGGUCCAGUGGUUAGGACUCUGAGCUUUCACUGCUGAGGGCACGGGUUCAAUCCCUGGUUGGGGAACUAAGAUCCCACAAGUCGUGGGGUGUGGCCAAAAAAAAAAAAAAGGUGGGGAGGAAAGAAGCAGGUGAGAUUAACCUUAAUCAUAUCUUUUAACCCAGUAUUUCUAAAAUAUUAUCAUUUUAACAUGUAAUAAAUAUAAAAGUUACUGAGAUAUUUUACAUUCUUUUUUCUUGUAGUAAGUCAUCAAAAUCAG